GUGCGGCGCUGCUUUUCCCUCCCUGGCGCCUGUCAGUCAGUCCGUCCGUCUGUGAGGGGGAAGAGCGAGGCGAGGGAGGAAGGAAGCGGCGGAAGGAGCAGCGAAGAGGAGGAAGAGGAGGAAGAAGAUGGGGCAGCAGCCGCACUGAGGAGGGGACGAGCACCGCCGCCCGCCAUGGCCGACCCGGCCCCCGCCCGGAGCCUCGACGACAUCGACCUCUCCGCCCUCAGGGAUCCUGCUGGAAUAUUUGAACUGGUGGAGGUGGUCGGCAAUGGAACGUAUGGACAGGUGUACAAGGGUCGCCAUGUCAAGACUGGGCAGUUGGCCGCUAUCAAAGUCAUGGACGUCACGGAGGACGAAGAGGAAGAGAUCAAGCAAGAGAUCAACAUGCUGAAGAAGUACUCUCACCACCGCAACAUUGCCACUUACUACGGGGCCUUCAUUAAGAAGAGUCCCCCUGGGAACGACGACCAGCUCUGGCUGGUGAUGGAGUUUUGUGGCGCAGGCUCCGUGACAGACCUGGUGAAGAACACCAAAGGCAACGCUCUGAAGGAGGACUGCAUCGCCUACAUCUGCCGGGAGAUCCUCAGGGGGCUUGCCCACCUCCAUGCACACAAGGUGAUCCACCGAGACAUCAAGGGCCAGAAUGUCCUCCUCACCGAGAACGCAGAGGUGAAGUUAGUUGACUUUGGGGUCAGCGCCCAGCUGGACCGCACGGUGGGGCGUCGGAACACAUUUAUCGGCACCCCUUACUGGAUGGCACCAGAGGUGAUUGCCUGCGAUGAGAACCCCGACGCCACAUACGACUACAGGAGCGACAUCUGGUCCCUGGGGAUCACCGCCAUCGAGAUGGCCGAGGGAGCGCCACCCCUGUGCGACAUGCACCCCAUGAGGGCCUUGUUCCUCAUCCCUCGCAACCCACCGCCCAAGUUGAAAUCCAAGAAAUGGUCCAAGAAGUUCAUUGACUUCAUUGACAACUGCCUGAUCAAGGCCUACACCAGCCGCCCCCCGACAGAGCAGCUCCUCAAGUUCCCCUUCGUCCGGGACCAGCCCACGGAGCGGCAGGUCCGCAUCCAGCUCAAGGACCACAUCGACCGCACCCGCAAGAAGAGGGGGGAGAAAGACGAGACAGAGUACGAGUACAGCGGCAGCGAGGAAGAGGAAGACGGGCGCGGCGAGGAAGGGGAGCCCAGCUCCAUCAUGAAUGUCCCCGGAGAGUCGACGCUGCGCCGGGAGUUCCUCCGCCUGCAGCAGGAGAACAAGAGCAACUCGGAGGCCCUGAAGCAGCAGCAGCAGCAGCUGGCAGCCCAGCACCGCGACUCCGAGGCCCACAUCAAGCACCUCCUGCACCAGCGCCAGCGGCGCAUCGAGGAGCAGAAGGAGGAGAGGCGGCGCGUGGAGGAGCAACAGCGCCGAGAGCGGGAGCAGCGUAAGAUGCAGGAGAAGGAACAGCAGCGGCGCCUGGAGGACAUGCAGGUCAUGCGCCGAGAGGAGGAGCGCCGGCAGGCGGAGCGAGAGCAGGAGUAUAUCAGGCACAAGUUAGAGGAGGAACAGAGGCAGCUCGAAAUCCUGCAGCAGCAGCUCCUCCAGGAACAAGCACUGCUGUUGGAGUACAAGCGCAAGCAGCUGGAGGAGCAGCGCCAGUCGGAGCGGCUCCAGCGCCAACUGCAGCAGGAACAUGCCUACCUGAAGUCCCUCCAGCAGCAGCAACAGCUCCAUAAGCAGCAACAGCAGCAGCAGCAGCAGGAGAAGAAGCCCCUCUACCACUACAACCGCAGCGCCAACCCUGCCGACAAGCCCACCUGGGCCCGGGAGGUGGAAGAACGGACCCGCAUGAACAAGCAGAACUCUGCCUCGCCGGUGGCCAAGACUAAACUGGGGGGCCCUGGGCCAGAGUUGGCACCCCAGUCCCGCUCCGAGUCGGUGUCGUUCAACUCCUCCCCAGCCUCGCAGACCCCACCUAUGCAGCGCCCUGUCGAGCCCCAGGAGGGGCAGCACAAGAGCCACCUCGCCCACCGCGUCCCCCUCAAGCCAUACGCAGCCCCCGUCCCUCGCUCCCAGUCGCUGCAGGACCAGCCCAGCAAGAACAUGGCCGCUUUCCCCGUCCAUGACUCCUCAUCCUCCUCCGCCGCCUCCUCCUCCGCCUCCUCCUCCUCCGCCCCAUCCCCACCAAGGGCGGGCAUGAUCCGGCAGAACUCUGACCCCACUUCGGAGGGGCCCGCCCCACCGCCGAGCCGCCCCACCGCCGCCGAACAGCGAGGACCCUGGGUCAGAAUGGAUCCUGAGGCCCCUCCCAAGGUCCCCCAGCGAACGUCCUCCAUCGCGACAGCACUCAACACCAGCGGGGCGGGGAGUGGCGGCGGUGCCAUUCGGCCAGUCCACGCAGUCCGAGCCAGGCCCCGUAGCAAGUCUGCCUGGCACAUCCACAUGCAGAGCCGGCUGGAGAGGGGCCCCCGGUGGGGAGGCCCUUCGCCAGCCCCUCCUCCUCCUGCCCCCCCGCAGCCCGCCCGCCGGACCCCACCCCGGGACCCUCUGGCCCCCGUGCCAAACGCCAGUAGCAACCCCGACCUCCGGAGGAGCGACCCAGGCUGGGAGAGGGCGGACAGUAUGCUGCAGUCUGGCACAGGCAACCUGCCUCAGGCUGGCUCUCUGGAGCGCAACCGCAUAGGAGCCCCCCUGAAACUGGACAGCUCUCCGAUCCUGCCGCCAGGGAACAAGCCCAAGGGGGAUGACCACCGGUCCCGGCCUGGCCGGCCAGCCAGUUAUAAGCGGGCAAUUGGAGAGAACUUUGUGUUGCCCAAGGAUCGCCUGGAGGAGGCAGCCCCCAAGCCCCUCAAGAAGGCCAUGGACUACUCCUCCUCCAGCGAGGAGAUGGACUCAAGCGAGGAGGAAGAGGAGGAGGAGGAGGAAGGAGAAGGGGAGCGCUCCGAGCCCACGGCGGACACUCCGGGGACCAGAGACGGCGACACAGACUCCGUGAGCACCAUGGUGGUGCAUGAUGUGGAGGAUCUGACGGGCGGCAGUGGCGGUUCAGAGAGCUCCUAUGGCGAGGGCACCAUGCUGGUGCAGCGGACACCCGAGGAGGAGCGGGGCCUCCUGCACAGCGACAGCAACGGCUACACCAACCUGCCGGACGUGGUCCAGCCCAGCCACUCGCCCACCGAGGCCAAGAGCAGCAGCAACGGCUCAUCCUCACCGGCCAAGGACACGGCCACCGACUACCAGUCAAGGGGGCUGGUCAAGGCUCCCGGGAAGAGCUCCUUCACAAUGUUUGUGGACUUGGGCAUCUACCACAGCUCGCCUGGAGGGGGCGACACCAUCCCCAUCACUGCGUUUGACCCGGGGCGGCUGGAGCAGCUGCAGCUGGAGGCGCGGAAGGGCUCUGUGGUCAAUGUGAACCCCACCAACACGCGGCCCCACAGCGACACCCCCGAGAUCCGCAAGUACAAGAAGCGCUUCAACUCGGAGAUCCUGUGUGCCGCCCUCUGGGGGGUCAACUUGCUGGUGGGGACCGAGAACGGACUGAUGCUCCUGGACCGGAGCGGGCAAGGGAAGGUCUACACCCUCAUCAACCGGCGCCGCUUCCAGCAGAUGGACGUCCUGGAAGGGCUCAACCUCCUGACCACCAUCUCGGGGAAGAGGAACAAGCUCCGCGUCUACUACCUCUCCUGGCUGCGGAACAAAAUUUUGCACAACGACCCUGAAGUGGAGAAGAAGCAAGGCUGGACCACCGUGGGGGACAUGGAGGGCUGUGUCCACUACCGUGUGGUGAAAUACGAGCGGAUCAAGUUCCUGGUCAUUGCACUCAAGAACUCAGUGGAAGUCUAUGCCUGGGCACCCAAGCCCUACCACAAAUUCAUGGCCUUCAAGUCUUUUGCUGACUUGCCUCACCGGCCGCUGCUGGUGGAGCUGACGGUGGAGGAGGGCCAGCGGCUCAAAGUGAUCUACGGAUCCUGCGCCGGCUUCCACGCCAUCGACGUGGACUCAGGAAACAACUACGACAUCUAUAUACCAGUACAUGUAAGUCUGGCCAGCGGGCGGAAGGGAGGAGCGGGCCGUGGGGGUGGUUGGGGGUGCCUCAUUCAAGCCUUCCUUCUCCUGCUGCUGCCCCAGAUCCAGUCGCAGGUCACCCCCCAUGCCAUCAUCUUCCUGUCCAACACCGAAGGGAUGGAGAUGCUCCUUUGCUAUGAGGACGAGGGCGUUUACGUCAACACCUACGGGCGCAUCAUCAAGGACGUCGUGCUGCAGUGGGGGGAGAUGCCUACCUCCGUUGCUUACAUCUGCUCCAAUCAGAUCAUGGGUUGGGGCGAGAAAGCCAUUGAGAUCCGCUCGGUAGAGACGGGGCACCUGGACGGAGUCUUCAUGCACAAGCGGGCACAGCGCCUGAAGUUCCUGUGCGAGCGCAACGACAAGGUGUUCUUCGCCUCCGUCCGCUCCGGGGGCAGCAGCCAGGUCUACUUCAUGACCCUGAACAGGAACUGCAUCAUGAACUGGUGAGGGCAGGGGGGGCUCGCCCCAUCCCACCCCUCCUGCUUGCCCCACUCCAUGGCAGGAGGGGGGGGGGAGAAGGAGGAGGAGGAUCUCGUCAGAUGCCCUGCUUGAGCUCAACAACGGCCCAGAGAAGACCAUCCGGUGAAAGCGAAAGCGAUGCCUUGGCGGUUCAUUUCUCAGUCCCGCCCUCCCCUCCUCUCGGCUGCCCUUUGGGGGCCUCUGCGUCCCCAUUUAACUCUUCUGUUUCUGAUAGGAAAGAAGCCGGGUGCUUGGCUGGGGUGGGGUGGGGGUCCGGUGGUCCUAAGGAGGACAGCCCCCCCCCCUUGCUGCAUCCACAUCCCUGAAGAAAUGCCUGUUGUGGUCCCACUUCAGGGCAGCUGGGGAGGGGCCUGGAGAGCGACGCCUAAAUGACUCCCCCUCCUCAUCCCAGAAUUCAACAGUAUUUCAGUGUCCCCAAGAGGAUGAGGGGGGGGGCGCCUCUGGGGCAGGGUUUUAUUAUCAAAGCCAAAUCAUGUAAAUAAAAGCAGCUGGGAGUCCCGUCCACCCCCCUCCCACCCACUUUCCUAUCUUCCAGUCAGAGGAGGAAGGAAAGCUGCAACUCCCCACAGCUUAUGGGGACAGGGUGUUGGGAGCAGCUGGGAUCCACUUUUGCGGGGGGGGGGAGAGAGAGAGAGAGAGAAGAAGAGGAGGAAGUGUGGGUGUUCUCCCAUUCUGAGCCAUUUCCCCCAUGUCCCUUGCAGGCAGACCUCUUGGCUUUGUGAAACUCCCCCCACCCCACCCCCAAAAAAGUAAUCUUGCAGCACGUGCCAGGCACCUCCACCUGCUGGCUUCCUCUCUCACACUCUCUCUCAUAUCCGCGGGGAAGUUAUAAGGGGCUGAGAAUGAGGUUGCCCUCAUCCUGGCUCACCAGGGGGGCAAAAUCGCUGGCGCCUCCCUCCUGACCCGCCACCCAGACCGGCCAUGGGACGCGUGUUGGAUGUAUAUCGGAAUUCUCUCCCGCCCCCCAGCCACCCAUGGGGGGAGCUGUGUAUAUUUUGCUUUAAAUAUUCCUUUUGUAAUGGCAAUUAAGUAAUUAACUAACAAAGCACUUUAACUGGGCCCACCUAAUCAGGGUGGUUAGUGGAUUGGGAAGGGGGAGCAGGAAGCUGGGGGGGGCUUGGCAGUGUCUUCCCCCCACCCCAAACCCUGCAAGGCCUCAGCCAGGCAGCUUUUUCCUUCCCAGGGUGCUGCAGGGGAGACAGGAGGUGAAGUUGGCUUCUUCCCUAAGCAGAAGCAAACAGCCUGUCUUUGCUGGGCCACCCCUGUCUCGCUCCCUCUCUUGAUUCCUCACUGGGUUUGGGGCUUCCCAUGGGGGGCGCUGACGACCAGAGGCGGGGGCCUCAAGGCCAGAUCCCUUUGCGCAACCCUCUCCCCGCCCCCCUUCCUUGGGCAACUUUGGUUUCUUGUGUAUUUUUGCUUGCGUUUGUAUAUAACCCUCCCGGACCCCCACGUGGGUGAAGGGAGCUGCCCCACCCCACCCCACCCUGCCCUCCAGCAAUCAGCGGUGGCCUUGGGAUGAUGAUGAUGAUGAUGAUGAUGAAGACGACAUCUGUUUAAUAAAAGAACCAAAAUCUGUGAGUC
Zootoca vivipara (common lizard) is the source of this 6111-nucleotide messenger RNA. The record is from RefSeq and is a predicted model, not a curated record. Lineage: Eukaryota; Metazoa; Chordata; Lepidosauria; Squamata; Lacertidae.